Messenger RNA from Rosa rugosa (rugosa rose), 798 nucleotides. RefSeq lists its product as uncharacterized. The transcript is spliced from 4 exons. The coding region runs from base 117 to 482 and encodes 121 amino acids. The record is from RefSeq and is a predicted model, not a curated record. Lineage: Eukaryota; Viridiplantae; Streptophyta; Magnoliopsida; Rosales; Rosaceae.
UAUGUGAAGGAUUUCUCGUCAUCGGUUGUCGCUUCUGUCCGUCCUGUCAGAGCACUCUGUUGAAUGCUACUUUGAGGGUCGUGACCGCAUGAAGUACGCUAAAGAGCAUAUUGGUGAUGAUCAAUAGUUUCCUAUUUGGACCAUUCUCGAAUACUUCUCAAGUUAGCCAAAUGCUUCAAGAUGUUCCAUUGAGGAACUCAAUAUAUGAGCGUGUAGAUUCUUCACUCCACAAAAUUCGUGAUACGUCGGAGGCUGUACAAACUUUUGCUGCUGAGUAUCUGAAAACUCCGCUUGGCGAGCCAAUGAAGGGCAGGAAGAACAAAACCUCCACUGGGCUAUGGGUGGAGAAGUCUUACAAGAAAACCACUAACUUGCCUGAACCUUUCUCACAUGAAUUAGUUGCUAGAUUGGAGAACUUAAAUGUAAGUCCUUCCUACUUUUACAGUACAUAUAACUUAGACUUAUGCAGUGUCCCGAACUGAUAUUCCUUAUAGUUCCAAAUCAGAUAUUUGGUCUUUGGGUAAGCAGUGUACAUUUGGAAAUUUUUUGGAAAAUUGAUGGCUAAAGGCCUGCUGUUCUUAGCGUAAUCAUCCCAAUUAUAAGCACUGCUUCUAUUUCUAAAGGCAUUGAAGCUUUUCUUGAUUAAUAUUCUUAUCUGCAAUAUGUAUUAUACUUAACAUAUUUUUGAUCCAAUAUUUCUCAUUGGCCUGCAUCUAAAUGAAACAGUUGGAGUAAUUAUUUUCAGAACCGUCAAUAUAUAUACAUUGAAUGGGAUGCCUUCUUGAGGUUCUUAACUGA